This is a messenger RNA of Choloepus didactylus (southern two-toed sloth), 6305 nucleotides long. It is a transcript of the gene MEF2D, whose product is annotated as myocyte enhancer factor 2D. Lineage: Eukaryota; Metazoa; Chordata; Mammalia; Pilosa; Megalonychidae. The record is from RefSeq and is a predicted model, not a curated record. The coding region runs from base 657 to 2369 and encodes 570 amino acids. The transcript has 14 exons. Gene Ontology annotation, biological process: cell differentiation; positive regulation of transcription by RNA polymerase II. Gene Ontology annotation, molecular function: RNA polymerase II cis-regulatory region sequence-specific DNA binding; protein dimerization activity; DNA-binding transcription factor activity, RNA polymerase II-specific.
AAGCUAGGCAGAUCUGUGCCUACGUCGGCCUCGACUCCCGGGGGCUGGAGGAGUUACCUUUGGAGCCCGAAGGGAGGAAGGAAGCAAAAUAUCAACAACAGCCGAGGCGGCUCGGGCUUUUGGCCCCAGUCCCCCGCCUGCCCGCCGGCCGCUUGCCCGCCCCCGCGCCCGCGACGGGGGCCCAGGCCCCCCGGCGCCGCCCAGGGCCCGCGCGGACGCCGGCCUCAUUUAUUAUUCUCUCCGCCCGGAGCUGCGGCUUCCCGGUGUUGACGAUCCCCAGGACGAGGUGCAAGGGCCACCCCCUCUCCUCCGCGACACCCCUUUUCCCCCAGCGAGGGUGGCUGGCUCUGGGGGAAGACAGUGGGAAGUGUUCACUCUCUAAGACCCAGACUCUUAGAAGCCGGGGAGCUUUAAGCAGUCUGUCUGAUCUGGUACCUGAGAGAUGGCAGUGACAGUGUGAAAAGAGCCUGGACCAGAGUCCUGACCCUGGGCCUGACCAUGGCAGGCCAUUGCUUCAGGAGGCUGUGCAGAAGGUGUCCUGCGGACCAUGAACUGAGUGCUGAUCCCGGGCUGUUCAUGAGCACAGUGUGAGGAGUGCCAAGAUCCACCACCCAGCAAGCCCCUCCCCUCCCUACCACUGAGGAACCCCAGAGAAGAUGGGGAGGAAAAAGAUUCAGAUCCAGCGAAUCACUGAUGAGCGAAACCGACAGGUAACCUUCACCAAGCGGAAGUUCGGGCUGAUGAAGAAGGCAUAUGAGCUGAGCGUGCUGUGUGACUGUGAGAUUGCACUCAUCAUCUUUAACCACUCCAACAAGCUGUUCCAGUAUGCCAGCACCGACAUGGACAAGGUGCUGCUCAAGUACACAGAGUACAACGAGCCUCAUGAGAGCCGCACCAACGCCGACAUCAUCGAGACCCUGAGGAAGAAGGGCUUCAACGGCUGCGACAGCCCGGAGCCCGAUGGGGAGGACUCGCUGGAGCAGAGCCCCCUGCUGGAGGACAAGUACCGGCGCGCCAGCGAGGAGCUCGACGGGCUCUUCCGGCGCUAUGGGUCAGCCGUCCCGGCCCCCAACUUUGCCAUGCCUGUCACAGUGCCUGUGUCCAAUCAGAGCUCCCUGCAGUUCAGCAAUCCCAGCAGCUCCCUGGUCACCCCUUCCCUGGUGACGUCAUCCCUCACAGACCCGCGGCUUCUGUCCCCCCAGCAGCCAACACUGCAGAGAAACAGUGUGUCUCCUGGCCUGCCCCAGCGGCCAGCCAGUGCAGGGGCCAUGCUCGGAGGAGACCUCAACAGUGCUAAUGGAGCCUGUCCCAGCCCUGUCGGCCCAGAAGCUGGGAAGCAGAUGAGAACCCUGGCUUGGCCUCCAGCCAGCUGUGUGGGCCUGGACAAGUCAUCACACCUCUGCCAACCAGGCCUCAAGUUUCCUCCUCUGUGUACAGGACUAAUGAUACAUGCCAUGUCCGUCUUGCAGUGUUAUUGGAAUGGCUAUGUCAGUGCACGAGCUUCCCCCGGCCUCCUCCCUGUGGCCAAUGGCAGCAGCCUAAACAAGGUCAUCCCUUCCAAGUCUCCGCCCCCACCCACCCACAGCGCCCAGCUUGGAGCCCCCAGCCGCAAGCCUGACCUAAGGGUCAUCACUUCCCAGGGAGGAAAGGGAUUAAUGCAUCACUUGACUGAGGACCAUUUAGAUCUGAACAAUGCCCAGCGCCUUGGGGUCUCCCAGUCUACCCAUUCACUCACUACCCCAGUGGUUUCCGUGGCAACACCGAGUUUACUCAGCCAGGGUCUCCCCUUCUCUUCUAUGCCCACUGCCUACAACACCGAUUACCAGUUGACCAGUGCAGAGCUCUCCUCCUUACCAGCCUUCAGUUCGCCCGGGGGGCUGUCACUAGGCAAUGUCACCGCCUGGCAACAGCCACAACAGCCCCAGCAGCCGCCACAGCCACAGCCUCCGCAGCCACAGCCGCAGCCACAGCCGCCACAGCCGCCACAGCAGCCGCAGCAGCCACCUCAGCAACAGCCCCACCUGGUCCCUGUAUCUCUCAGCAACUUACUCCCGGGCAGCCCCCUGCCCCACGUGGGCGCUGCCCUCACAGUUACCACCCAUCCCCACAUCAGCAUCAAGUCGGAACCGGUGUCCCCAAGCCGUGAGCGCAGCCCUGCACCUCCUCCUCCAGCUGUGUUCCCGGCUGCCCGCCCUGAGCCUGGUGACAGUCUCAGCAGCCCGGCCGGGAGCUCCUAUGAGACGGGGGACCGGGAUGAUGGACGGGGGGACUUCGGGCCCUCACUGGGCCUAUUGCGCCCGGCCCCAGAGCCUGAGGCUGAGGGUUCAGCUGUGAAGAGGAUGCGGCUCGAUACCUGGACAUUAAAGUGACGAUUCCCACUCCCCUCCUCUCAGCCUCCCUGAUGAAGAGUUGACAAUCUCACCGCCCACCCCUCCCUGUCCUGGGAUCCUCCCGCUCGACCCCCACUUCCUUUCUUGUGCUGUGUCCUGUUGACGGUUACAUUUGUGUAUAAUUAUUAUUAUAUUAUUAUUAUAUUUUUUUUUAAUUUGGACUCUCGCUUUGGAGAGGGGGAUGCUCCCAUCCUCUCUUCCUACACACCCCACCAUUUUCACUGGCUGGGGGGGUUCUCUUUUUUGCGGGAAGGGGGGACACUUUGCACGUUGUACACAUAUGCUGCAGGAGGGGAUGGGGGGCCCGAUAGGCCUUUGGGAAAGGACAGGUGCCGAACCCUGCAUGUGGAGCCCUCCCUCCCCAUCCCCCGGAUAGAGGGAAAUAACCAAAAAACUACCAAACAACAAAAACCCGAUACAAGAGACUGAAACCCCAAAGUUGGCUUGAUGGGUGGGUUUGUGUUUCAGGGGGAAAGGGAGGCAUAGAUUCUGGAAAGAGUCUCGGCUUCUGGGCCGUUCGUGUGGCCACAGGCACACAGGCAGAAAACCAAGCCUGGCCCUCCAAAUGCCUCUUCACGCACACGCGACACACUCUCACUGAUUCUCAUGUGUGCUGCACCCCAAGGUGUACGGGUGCUGGCUAAGCUUUUGGGCCGGGGAAUGAGAAGCUGGGGGGAAGGGGCUGGGGUUGGGGCUCCUCUCAAAGCACAUUUGGAGAGAAAGACAGAGAGCCAUGAGGAGAGGGCUGAGGAGGGGCAGAAGGGUUGGUGUAAGGGGUAAAUCAGGUCCCCUCCCUUCCCCGGCUUUUUCUCUAAGAUUUACAGUGCAAUAGCUCCCCAUCCCUCAGUUGACACCAGUAAACUGGCCACAACGUGCAGGGAGAAUUGGGGAGAGGAACUCUAGUGAGGUGGCUUAGUGAGAGAGAGUUGCCCUUGGGCUUCUUCCCUGGAGGGCCUGAGGACCUGAAGGGAGGCAGGUGCACCCUAAGAACGCUUUCAUUCAGGGGCAAGUGUCAGUGGGGGGACACCCUCUUCCUUGCACGCACAUGUAUCCAGAGGAGGGGACCUGGGGAUGGUCUGCAGGGGGGUGGGAGUGGGGGCUGGAUGAGGUCUGUUCAAGGCCUGCCCCCUGAUUCCUCCCCGGGCCCCUCCCCAGCUGCUCCUCCUAGCCCCUCUCUUGCUCCUGACCUGCCUCCCUGCUCUUGGCGCACUCAGCACUCACUGUCUGGCUACCUCCUGUCCCUCAACCCCCAGGCGUAUCCCACCUUCCCUCUUGGCUACUGUAAUUGUAAAUAGCGACCUCUGAAAAAACAUUAGCGGUGUAACAGUCCAGGAAACUGGUUUUUUUUGUUGUUGUUGUUGUAUUGAUAUGAAAUGAGAUUCUAUUUUUGUCAAAGUAUAUUGUAAUAAUAAUGACUCAAACGGCCCGUACUGUACAGACAAGAUUCUUCUGCUGUUGUUCUUGCUCCCCUCCCCCUCCCGAGUCUGCCCCUCUCUUCUGCCUCCCCAGUGGGGGCAACAGGCCAGGGGCCCAGGGGCCGCUGAAGCCUGGGGUCCUGAGACCUCAGGCUGGAUCAGAGAUCAAACUGGAGGGGGCAGGCCCCCAGCUCCCCACCUACCACCACCACCCUAAGGGGGCUGGGCUGGGGCAACAUGGGCAGUUAGGCAGGGGUCUGCCCGCUCUUUCACACCAGCCCAGCUCCUCUGCCCAAGGGGGAUUUCAUUCCCCUUGGGAUUUCAUCCCUGUUGGGGAGCAGAGUUAGACAAGGCCAGGUAUUAUGGUAGUUGACUGUCUUUGCCCCCCUUUAUGACCCAGCCACUUGCAGUAUUCCAACACUUGACGCAGGGAAGGAACCAGAAACAGAGCCAGGGGGAGGGGAGAGUGUGUUUGACCACACGUGUACCUGAGUGUUCUUGAUGGCAUCUUGUAUUUAUGUGUGUGAGUGUACCUUUGUAUUUAUGUGUGUGUUUGGUUGCAUGGUGUACCUUGGUGUGUGUGUCUGAGCCCUGCAGGGGGGGUAAUAUGAGCACGGAGAGCAUCCCUGUGCCUGUGUGUGUCUGGGCGUGUGUUUACAAAGGGACUGGUGGCUGUUGCAGCCACACAGCCCUGGCUUCCAGCUCCGUGACCUUCCCUCCUGAGCCCCACUCUCUUCUUCCGUGCUUCUUCAUCUGUUCUCCCCCUUGGCUCCGACAUGUCUGUGCCGUGGGCUUGGCAGGUGGCCCUCUCUGCUUUCCUUGCAGCCCUACCUUUCCCAGGGCCCUUCCCUCCAGGAACCUUUGCCUCCACCCACAGUUGUCAGCUUAGUCCCCCACACCUUUACACACAGUUCUUUCCUGAUAUGUCCUUUUCCCCACUCUAGUCCUGCUCUGAGUGGAACCCAAGCACCUCUUCCUCCUGAAGCUUUUUCUUUGGCCUGGCUGUGACCCUUCCUUCCUUGAUGCUUAACCCCCACCCGCUGACAGGGCACUCAGCACGUCUGGUCUUCCCACCUCUACUGUAGGUUCCCAGAGGGAGUUUUAAGAACCAGUGAGACUUGAUCAGGGCCUUGGAAGAAGCCAGAAUGUAGUCCGGUGCACGCACACAUCCACAGAGCCUUGCCUGGUGCCUGGCACACGGUAGGCACUCAGUAAAUGGUGAAUGACUGAAUGCCGGGUGCUCGCUGAACAUUGAAUGACUGGCCUUCCCUUCCGGGGCCAUUCCCACCUUCAGUCUACCCACCUUUCUAGGCUGGGCUCAGCCACCAGUAAACAUGGGAUGGGAUGAGGGCCCCUGCAGUUCACGGUGCAAUAUUUCACCAGUUUUGCCCUCUGCCUUGCAAUGGCAAACCUGGAUUUUGAUUACCAUGUGUGAAUGUGUAGAUGUCCAUGUGUCCUUCCUUCUCUGUCCCGGGGGCAGGGGAUAGUCUGUGAAUGAAUGUGUGACAUUUCUGCAAUUCAGUAUCCCAAGGUUUCUCUUGGGGGUAGAGGCUCCUGGCCGGCCAGAUAAAUGGGUCCCUGGGAACCCAGACCUCAAGUGAGGACUUAAUUUCUUCUUCCUCUCGCAAGCCAAAUUUGCCUCCACCCGCUCUCUCCUCCGAAGAACUGGGCAUUUGCCAAAGUAACCACUGGAGUCACCUGAUGCCCCUCCCCUCCCCAGGUUUCCCAUAGCGUUCAGGGACAGUGGGCAAGAGCAUACCCCUCCGCCCCCACAUAUAUCCCAGUGGAACACGUCACCCACCUACCCUCCAUCAAUGCACUCAACGCAGUGAGACUUACCCCUGACCCCCAGCCCUCCCCAUCUUGGACAGGAAGGAAGUAAUGCACCUUCUCUUGCUGAUUAUUUAUUUGUUCAGAGAGACAGAAAUGAUGUUAAAGUGUAUCUAGAAAUAUCUAUAUCUAUAUAUUUUUAACUGACUCUUUGGAAUCCCCUGGGGUGGGGUGGGGGGUGAGUUUGGGCUUACACAGAGGGGAGGAGUCAUGGAGCCUGGGAACUCCUCAUUCUCCCCUCUGCCGCCCCUCCCCACCCCACAGGAAGUUGGUAGAAGGAAUAAGAUUUGUAUGGGGGGUGGAGGGGCUGGAAUGUUGUACCAAGAAUCUGGAUUCUCUCCAUAUUCCCCAUUCAAGUCCCAGAGGAAGGGAGGGGGACAAGAUGGGGGAGGGCAGGCUGUGGAGGUGCCCCACCCCCAAACCGACAAUCACCCACACUCCUGGGGCUCCUCCUGGGUCCUGGGGCAGGGCGAGUCCAAGUGUGUGGCUGUUGAUUUGUUUUCAAUAUUUCUUUUCGUGCUGUAUGGUGAUGCUUUCUUAGUAUUCUACACAAUAAGAAAAGACAAAGUCCUCGAGAUUCUUAUGAGUUUUGUUUGAAAACUCUUUCACUAUAUUUGUUGUAAAGAGGUUUACUAUUAAAAGAAAAAGAAUACACGUUUCUGAUACUUUG